UUACGUAGGAAUUAGCGUUCAAGUAGUCUGUGAUGGUCCAGAGAGGGUUUACCCCCUGCCAUUUUUUUUCUUAUCAUGUUCUAUGUUGUAACGUUAGAAUCUAAACAGUUUAAGAAAGCCUAAUAAGGACUGAAAAUUCUUUCUGCUGAAAGAGGAUUACAACCAAAUGAUUGACAUUUGUUAAGUUUUAUCUUUGUAUUUUAUACCCUAAUAGUCUGCAAUAUGGGUUAGAAAGAUCCAGUUUUCUGACUUCUAUCUCAAAUAGUGAUCUAUAGUUUUAUUAAACAAUAUAAAACAAGUAAUUGCCAUUUUGAAUUGAAAACUUGCUUGCUUAUUUUUCAUUAAGGAGCAUAACACGUAUGUUGUUCUUUUUGUUCACAGUUAGUAAUUUCUGUUAAUCUCAUAAACAAUGUAUGGGAGUCUAGUCAUUUUCAGCAAACUGGGAAGACAUGAAGAGUGGUAAAUGCUUGGGGGUUUUGCACAAGUGCCUCAUAUGAUACCUUCUAUUCUCAGCAUAGGUUAAAAUUAGAACUAGACUGACAUUGCAUUGGAGCCUGUGUGAGAGUUCCAAAUGUUUUUGGUAGUACAGACAAGAUUUGUAACUUAUCUAUUCUCUUGUGCAGAAAGCAAUGAGUCAUGGAAAAUCUCUGAAAGCACCACAUCUUUGAGGAAAAGAUGACUUCUAAACGUUAGCCCUAUCUAUUUAUAAAUUGGGAUCCUGAGACUCAGGAGGGCCACAAGAAGAUUGAGGGAGAGGUGUGAAGAACUUAAAAAGCAUUAAAAGCUGUUACAUACGUUGAUGCAUUGAGGUUGAAAUUACAGUCAGAUUCCCGUGGCUGAACCUGAACGUGUCAGAAUCAUGACUGAAACUGCAGUUUGCAUUGGAUCAUUCACUGCUGUGAAGACACUUUGGGAAGUAAGAAUACACAAGAUAAAUGAAGAAUUACGGAAAGAGAAGGAAUUCAGACAGAGGUCUGCAGGAAGGCUAUUGCUUGUCUGGGAGGAGAGAGCCGCUUUAGCAAAGCUCAAAGAAAAAAUAAUUAAUGAAGAUGGAAGAGCAAUUUUAAGGAUAGAAGAAGAAGAAUGGAAGACUUUACCUUCAUGCAUAUUGAAACUACUCCAUCUCCAGGAAUGGCAGCUUCACAGGACUAGCUUGCAGAAAAUUCCUCAGUUCAUUGGAAGAUUUAACAAUCUUGUUGUUCUCGAUCUAUCCCGGAAUUCAAUAGAAAGUAUACCUAAAGAAAUUGGCCAAUUGACUAGCCUCCAAGAGCUGCUUCUCAGUUACAAUAGAAUAAAAUCUGUUCCUAAGGAAAUAAGUAAUUGCAUCAGCCUGGAAAGAUUGGAACUGGCUGUCAACAGGAAUAUCUGUGAUCUCCCUCCUCAGCUAAGUGAAUUAAAGAAGCUGUCACACAUAGAUUUGUGCAUGAAUCAGUUUACUACCCUGCCUUCAGCUCUUCUCAACAUGCCAAAUCUAGAGUGGUUAGAUAUGGGGGGAAAUAAACUCCAGGAGCUUCCUGAUGCAAUUGACAGGAUGGAAAAUCUCCAUACCUUAUGGCUCCAAAGGAAUGAAAUAAACUCUUUGCCAGAAACCAUUGGUAACAUGAAAAAUCUUAGUACUCUUGUUCUUAGCAACAACAAACUUAAGGAUAUUCCUGCUUGUAUGAAGCACAUGACAAAUCUGAGAUUUGUCAACUUCAGAGACAAUCCACUGGAGCUAGAGAUCACACUCCCUCCAUGUGAGAAUACAGAAGAGGAGGAGCAACAGGAAAUGUACGGCAUUGAAUUUAUGCACUUGUAUAUUCAGGAAUCACUGAAGAAUACAGGAAAGUUGGAGAGUUGCACUUCUGGUCCUUCUCCCAUCCUAACCGCUAAUGAUUAAAGAACAUAACUGAGUAGAAGAGAAUAUUGAAUAUACUUCUUCCUAACAACCAGUUUCAAGUAUUGUUAGGGAUUUUCUUUUCCAGUAAUGAGAACUGGUUUGUGUAUUUUUAAUUCCAAGUGAAACUGGGAACUGAAAAGUUGUUUCCUGAGUAGAGGAAAGAC
Oxyura jamaicensis (ruddy duck) is the source of this 2043-nucleotide messenger RNA. RefSeq names its product leucine rich repeat containing 39 (gene LRRC39). The transcript has 10 exons. The coding region runs from base 860 to 1879 and encodes 339 amino acids. The record is from RefSeq and is a predicted model, not a curated record. Gene Ontology annotation, molecular function: protein binding. Lineage: Eukaryota; Metazoa; Chordata; Aves; Anseriformes; Anatidae.